Phytophthora nicotianae INRA-310 is the source of this 2205-nucleotide messenger RNA. RefSeq lists its product as hypothetical. Lineage: Eukaryota; Oomycota; Peronosporomycetes; Peronosporales; Peronosporaceae. Bases 1 to 2205 code for a protein of 734 amino acids. The transcript is spliced from 2 exons. Gene Ontology annotation, biological process: potassium ion transmembrane transport; regulation of membrane potential. Gene Ontology annotation, cellular component: membrane. The record is from RefSeq and is a predicted model, not a curated record. Gene Ontology annotation, molecular function: voltage-gated potassium channel activity.
AUGGACCACGACAACGACCCUGCACUACGUUUGUUCGAUGACCAAGAUGGAAGACAUGACUCAGCUGCAUCAUUUGUACCGAAACAAAACGGUGGUUCACAUAAACCUGUAAACUUGGAGCAGAGACUUGAGGAAAUGCAAGCUGAAAUUCGAGCUACUCAUAAAAUGAUGAAAGACUUGAGCGCGUUCGUGCAUCGACAACUCCAGACAUCAACUCAUUCGAAACACCGUAGCAGAAGUCUAAGUGAAAGCGUCUCUCCUUCAAACUUCCCAGUACUAGGCAAAGGUCCGUCACUUCGAUCUCUGCCAGCGAACGGAAUUGCUCCCAUGAGCUUGUUACCGUCCGAUCCCCCUGGUACAGUUGACACUUCGUCAAGUUUUCGCACGGAGACGAGGGCAGGGACACAAACGGACCCUCAAAUUAGUCGAGUUGAUACUCUACAGCCAGACCCAGAAUCGGUUCUUGGUAAUCCGCCAGUACCACCUCCUGCAUCGAAGAAAAAAAGUAUCGGUCUUGCUGUCUUGAAACCGGAAUUCACAGCACUCCGGAAGUCCCUGAUCCGAGCACAAGACAGUCGGAAAAGUAAACCUGAUGCUUCGAAAGAGGCAACUACAGCCACGGCAUCCAAUGCGAUUGUCCCUAUCUCUACGAUCCAGCCACAAAGAAAUCUUAAUGACGAGUCUUUGGUACUUGUAAACAAGGAUACGGACGCGAAAGUCGUCACGCGGCGCUUCUCAAUUACUUCAACUUUGGUCACCCAGGUCCACACUAAAAACCGGCUAAAAAGUAUGUUUGCUAAAGGACAACGCAUGGAUGCCACAGUCUCACCUGAGGACAUUCUGUCAGCUCGAAAUCUCGAAGGAGAACUGGGUCGAUUCACACUAUAUCACGACUCUCCGUAUCGUUAUGCUUGGGACUUAUUGAUCAUGGCUAUGAUCCUCCUCGAUGUUAUCUUAACACCCCUAUCGCUUGGCUUUAACUUCACGCCGCCCUUUAUGAAUGGUUUGAAUAUUUGUGGAACGAUUCUUUUCGUGAUCGACUUUAUUGUCCACAUUUUUUCCUCCUACACUGAUGAACGCGGUGAUCUCAUCUCGGGACCCAAGCGAACGGCAGCGAAUUAUUUACUAAGUGGUUGGGCGAUUCCCGACUUCCUUAGCUGGUUCCCGUUCGAGCUCUUUGCGUCAUCUAGUAAAGGUCGAGUUCUCAGCUUUACGAAAAUCUUUCGACUUGCCAAAGUGAGCCAGUUAGCUCGAAAAUUUAACUCUGCGAAGAAGGCGGGGAUCCUGAGAUUUAUCUUGUUACUGUGCAUCGUUCUGACUGUAAUUCAUCUAUUGGCUUGCUACUGGAGCUGGGUGGCUCAAGGCUGGCGUGCACACCUAGAAGAGAACACGUUUGUACCCCGAUCUUUGUUCGACGAGUACACAUUAUGCUGGUCUCUGGUUGUCGGGUGCUUAAACGCAAGUCCACCUCCAAUGUUCACCGCUAUUGAACAGAUCUCCGUCGCUUGUUUCAUGCUGACCGGCAACAUUCUUCAAGCCAGCGUCUUCGGUUCCGUUGCGGUGCUCAUUUCAUCGUUUGACGAAGAUGAAACAGCGUACAACAAGAAGCUUAUCUCGACGUCAGAACGCUGUCGGUUCUUGGGUAUUUCGGACGAAUUGACCAAGCGAAUUCGCGGAUACUAUGAGAAUUUAUGGCGAGAAACGAAGAGUGUCAACAGUGACGCAGAUUCCUUUAUCAACGAGCUUUCCCCUGCUCUAAUCUGCGAAGUCAAAUUUCAGUUAUAUCGCGAUAUGCUCAAGCAGAUCCCUUUUCUUUCUGCUAAGACUCUGGCUCCAGCAGUGAUCGAGAUGCUGAUUUUGCACUUACGGACGGUCAUUUACAUGCAAGACGACGUGUUGAUUCGCAAAGGGGAAUUUGGUGACUGGAUGGGCUUUAUUGGCUCCAAAGGUUCUGUUGGUGUGCUUGAUCCGAGCAGCGACACUCGCAAGAUUAUUCGAAUCCUGCGCAAAGGAGAUUAUUUCGGCGAGAUGGCGCUACUGCAAAGGGCUAAACGAUCCACGACGGCUGUUGCGUUGACGUGGGUGCAAAUCCACGUAUUGUGUCGUAAUGAUCUUGAUAGUGUGAAGGAACAGUAUCCGACCCAGACGGAGAUCCUCGAACGGGAGAUCAACAAGUACAUGCAGUCUAAGGUUCGCUAUAAGUAG